AUGUCUGGCCUUCUCGGAAACGACAAGAAGCAGCAGGAGGGUGGCAUCGCUGACGGUGCAACCGGUGUAGCGAAGACCGGCACUGGCAUUCUCGGCAACACCCUGUCCGGAGUUACUAAUACUGUGGGCGGCGUUGUCGGCGGAGCCUCUCGAGGUUUAGGAGAGACUGUCAAUGCAGUCACUGGUGAUGUGGGCAAGCCCCUAGGUGAUGGAGUCUCCAACGUUGGCACCAGUGUCGAGGGUACAGGCCAGGAUGUGGCCAAGUCGGCGCGCGACGCCGGCCAGUGGAAGACCAACUAA
Diaporthe citri is the source of this 300-nucleotide messenger RNA. RefSeq lists its product as uncharacterized. The record is from RefSeq and is a predicted model, not a curated record. The transcript is spliced from 3 exons. Bases 1 to 300 code for a protein of 99 amino acids. Lineage: Eukaryota; Fungi; Ascomycota; Sordariomycetes; Diaporthales; Diaporthaceae.